Molecule: messenger RNA, 429 nt
Organism: Prorocentrum cordatum
Lineage: Eukaryota; Dinophyceae; Prorocentrales; Prorocentraceae
Source: the annotation of a GenBank genome assembly
AUGCUCGACCAGGACCACGACGGCCGCAUCAGCCCGCAGGAGCUCGGGGUCAGCCGUCACCAGGGCAGGCUCUCCGGCAGCGCCUUCGACGUCCUGCUGGGCGCGGACGCGGACGGCAACAGCGCGUUGGACAUCCCAGAGUUUACCUUUACCCUGCUGCAGGCCGUGCUGGGGAACCAGUCCCUGGGCGGCUCCCUGGACGUGCCCGGCGAGGCCCUCGUGGACGCUGCGUGGCUCCUCGCGGACGCCGACGGCGACGGGCGCGUGGGUCGCGAGGAGCUGGCCGAGCUGGGCCGUGAGCUCAACCUUACGUACGCGGGGCUCGGGCCCAUGCUGGCCCCUGCGGGCGCGAGCGGUGCCCUCGAGAACAGCGCCCAGUUCCAGAGUUCGGUCGCGAAGGCCUGCGCCGUCGCCGGCACCUCCACGCUC